AUGUCGAACAAGAGCAACUACAGUCUGUGGAUUGGGAACAUCCCAUUCGACGUGACAGAAAAGGAGUUACAUGAAAUUCUGUCCAAGGUGGGGCAAGUGAUAAAUGUGAGGAUUAAGUAUGAUGUAGAUAAAAACAUAAGCAAAGGAUUUGCAUUUUGCGAAUACAAAGACUUGGAGACCUGCAUGCUGGCUCUUAAGCACAUUAACGGGUAUGAAGUGAAGGGUAGGAAGUUACGUCUAUACUGGGCGAACGAAGAGUUCAAGGAGAAGCUCAGCGCUUCAGGGAUUGGCUCGAUUGGCCCGACUGGUCCGAUUGGCGGUCCUGGCGGAGGAGUGCUGUCGAGGGGGCGUGGCGAACAUGGGAACAAACGGGGGGGGAGAGGGGCAUUGGGUUCUAAGGGGAACGUAAGAUUUGAAUCUGGAUUGGAGCUAGCUAGCCAUUUUGGUAGAAAACAUAAAGGACAGGUAAGUCAGACAGGAAUGUCACAACAAAAUAAGAAAUAUGAAUAUUUAGAAAGCAAAGAAGAAGAAAUGGUAGUGAAUCAGUUUAACGCAAAUAAUAUAAAGAAAGUAUGCAUAUCAAACAUUGUUCAUACAUUAACAACAUCACAAAUUAUGUAUAUCUUAACAUACUUUAAAAAUUACGCAUCUGACAAUUCUGGUAUGCUAAGAAUAUAUUUACAAAAACAUAAAAAUGUUGCAUAUGCAUUACUCCAUUGUUUAUUCCUUUUAAAUGUAAUCAAUGAGUACCAUAUGAUGAAUAACGAUUUAAAUAUGUUCAUAAAUGAUGAAGCUAUAUUAAACAGAGGAGAACGAAUCAUGCAAAUGAGAAGAAGUGGUAAUAUAAAAAUUAGUAUGGUCAGCAGCAUAACUGAUGGAAGAGGUAGUAGAAAUAUGGAUGACUACACAUCGAACACAUUUCAUCAGAAGAUGAAUAGAAAAAAUAAUCAGUAUGAAGAAAAUAUCAUUUCUAAUAUAAAUGAAGAUCACUCCUUUGGAAGAGGAAUCGACAAUGUUGGUUUAUCAUCUUCCUAUAUACACAAUUUAAAUAAUGCAGUUGGAAAAUCGAAAAGAAAUUCUCCUGGUCCUGUCACUGGAUUGUAUGCCAUUUCUAAGAAGGAAUUUUUAGCGCAUCCUUCUACACUCAUGAAUAGUAGUAAUAAAAAUACUGAAAAAAAAGAGCUAGACAAUUUGGUCUAUAGCAAAGGGUUGUUUCUGUCAAAUAUGGAUGAAGAUUAUCAAUGUGGUGGAAGAGGUAGUAAUAAUAAUAUAUACAAUGGUCGCUCCAGUAUGUAUAGUGGACAAGGCGAUGCACAUGAUUAUGGUAGUAGUAGUAGUACCCUUUGCCCUCAAGGGAACAGCACUGUUGGUUCUAAUUUGAAACCGAGGCAAAGGAAGAAGGAGCUAUAUGGUAAUACCAUCACGUUUCACAUGAACAAAGCGGGUAAUGACCAAUCACAAAGUGGGAGGCACUAUGACUCGAGCCUUUCCAAUCUCGCAGUUAGUUCUGACGGUAGGGAGGUCAGAAGUAGAAAUGGAGGCGGUAGGAAUGUGAGAGGUGCUGGCGGUGUUGUCGGUGUUGGCGGUGUUGUCGGUGUUGGCGGUGUUGUCGGUGCUGGCGGUGUUGGCGGUGCUGGCAAUAUUGGCUAUGUUGAGGGUGUGAAUAACGACAGCAGCAGAAGUGGCAAUAGUGGCAAUAGUGGCAAUAGUGGGGCCGAGGAAUUUAAACAUAAUUUCGAAUCAGAUUACCCAAACCGUGUCAGCACAAUCGGAAAUAAUACCCACGUGAACCACAUCGAAAGGGGAGAAAAAAAAAGCACCCUAGGAAGUCAUCUGGAUUGGAGGCAUUUGGACAGACGGAAGAAGAAGAAGCACAACGAGGAUGGUAGGAAUAGUGAGGAUGGUAAGGUUAGUGAGAAUGGCAAGGUUAGUGAGAAUGGCAAGGUUAGUGAGAAUGGCAAGGUUAGUGAGAAUGGCAAGGUUAGUGAGAAUGGCAAGGUUAGUGAGAACGGGAGCAUUCAUGAGAAUGGCAGCAUUAAUGAGAGUGACUCUCGUAGACGUGGGAAUAAGGGGGUGCAGGACCUCGAUAGCAUGUCAAACGGUUUGCACAACCAGAGGAGUGAAGUAGAGAUAAGAAGCGAAUUCAUAAACAUAGAAAGGAAUGGGAAAUGUGCAGGAGGUGUUGAUGAUGAGGACGAUGAACUGUUAUACGGAGGUAUUGCAAAUAAUAUGAACAGUUCAGGUGAUACAUAUCGAGGAAAUGAGAUAGUUACAAAUUUAAGGAAAAACUUAUAUCCAAAUUUGAGGAAAAGAAAUAAUAACUACAUGAUGAAUGGAAGUAGUAAAUAUUUAUUGUCUCAUCGAAAUGUUAUUGAGAAUGAGGAAAAAAUGGAAAAUACCUUUAGUGAUAAAGAGAAUGGAAAGAACAGUAGUCAAAAUUUAGUUGAAAAAAUGAACAAGAGAAAAUAUUACAAAAAUGUGUAUGGAAAUAAUGAUAAUGGAUACAUUAGAGUGGAGGAUGAGGAGCGAGAGGAUGAGGAGCGAGAGGAUGAGGAGCGGGAGGAUGAGGAGCGAGAGGAUGAGGAGCGAGAGGAUGAGGAGCGAGAGGAUGAGGAGCGGGAGGAUGAGGAGCGAGAGGAUAAGGAGCGAGAGGAUAAGGAGCGAGAUGCUGGGCAGCGAGAGAAAACUGAUUAUGUCAGGGAUGAUAGUAACAGCAUACGUACUAUAAAGAAUAAAAAUUGUAUCCUUGAAGAUCCAAUUUAUGCGAAUAUUGAACUACCUGAUGAGGAACUGGUAAAUGAAGUAAUGAAGAAUCAAGACAUUAUGAACAAUAUUUUGAAGUCUAAGGUGGAGGAUAUGAAAACUUGGAACCAUGAGCAACGUGUGCAGGUUAUUUCCAUCCAGAAAGCUUUACUUCUGAAGGGGUACCUUCUGCAGUAA
Messenger RNA from Plasmodium gonderi, 2940 nucleotides. RefSeq names its product mRNA processing protein. Lineage: Eukaryota; Apicomplexa; Aconoidasida; Haemosporida; Plasmodiidae. The record is from RefSeq and is a predicted model, not a curated record. Gene Ontology annotation, molecular function: mRNA binding. Bases 1 to 2940 code for a protein of 979 amino acids. The transcript has a single exon. Gene Ontology annotation, cellular component: mRNA cleavage and polyadenylation specificity factor complex.